CCACAAUAAGAACAUAGAAGAAGAAUGAACACGUCAUCCACCAGAGACAGCAGACAGACAACAACAGGCUUUUAAAACAUGGGAUUUUUAUUUGAAUAAAGUUCUUGGUAUCGUUUAAUUAUCAGAGAUAGGUUUUCCUCCUCCCGGCCAGUCAGGGUACUGCGGGAUAUUUAAUAACAAGCCGCCGGUACCCGGAAGACGGGUCCGACACGUGGCUCAGUUUUUACCUUUUAAAAGGGCUUUAAGAUUUAAGAUGUCCAAGAAGAAGAACGGGAUCCCGGACAGAUGGCUGAACUACGGCGCCGUUGGGCGGAGGCUUCAGGGGACGCGCUUCAUCGCCUUCAAAGUGCCUCUGAAGCAGGCGUUGAACCGCCAGCUCCCGAGCUCGGAAGUGUUCGGCCCCUGGGAGCUGCUGGACUCUGUGCAGGACCAGAACCAGGAACUGGGUCUAAUCAUCGACCUGACCUUCACCACGCGCUACUACACCAUACAGGACGUCCCCGAGUCGCUGCUGUUUGUGAAGAUCUUCACCAUGGGUCACGAGGUCCCCAAAGACGGCACCAUCCUGAGCUUCAAACGCGCCGUGCGAACAUUUCUGAGAGACAACGCCGACAACGACAAGCUGAUCGGAGUCCACUGCACACACGGGCUGAACCGCACCGGAUACCUCAUCUGCAGGUAUCUGAUAGAUGUGGAUGGGAUGGAUCCUAAGGAGGCCGUGAAGUUGUUCAACUCCUCUCGGGGUCACGCUGUGGAGAGACAGAACUACCUGCAGGAUCUGCAAAGAGGACCCAAGAGGAGAAAUGAUGGGAUGGAGGAGUCUGAGCAGGAGCCAAUCAGAGGCCUCGCUUCACACCGGCCGAGUAACAGCCACUCUGAGACGAGAGACGAGAGAUGGGCGCAGAGCCGAGACUCCCAUCAGCACAGACCCUUACCUCCAAGAGGAACGAGCCAGCGCUCACACCCACACAACGGCCUUCUUCCUAACCCUCCAUCACUGCCUCGUCCUCCUCCCCACGGAGCCCCUUUCAACCCGUAUCGAUGGACUGCCCCCCAACCGGACACCCAGUGGAGGAGACCCAGGUUUUCUCCCCCUCCUGCAGAAAGAAGGUCUAGAUAUUCUCCCCCGCGCCAGGAUAGGAGGUUUUCUCCCCCACGGCCGGAUACGAGGGUGAGACAUCCUCCCCCACCUCUAGGAGGAAGAGCAAGGUUUUCUCCCCCACGUUCAGACAGGAGGCCCAGGAAUCCCCCCCCCGCCUCCCGUGUGCAGGAGGACCGACGCAGAGCUCCCCCCCACGCCUCCCGUGUGCAGGAGGACCGACGCAGAGCUCCCCCCCACCUCCCUCGUUACUCUGCGAACUGGACUAACGAGACUAAGGAGUCUAACGGACCGGAGGGGGAGUGGUUUCGUCACCCCUCCCAAGCACACAAAGGGAACUGGUUUGAUCCGUACCAGUGAGGACCCCUCUGAGGGUCUUCUGAUGGGGGGGGGGGGGGGUUAUGAAACGCUCGGACUGGUUUGCAUGCAGUUUGUGAAGUGUCCUCAUUUGAGUCCCAGAAAGAGUCAAGGAAAAAUAUCAACAUCUACCCCCCCACCUCCAGAAAGAAGGUCUCCACCUCCCCCGGAGAGGACUUCAGUGUUUCUUCCUCCAGCUGCAGGGAGGAGGUCCAUGCUUACUCCUUGCUGGGGAGAGGAACUGGGGAGAGGAGCUGGGGAGAGGAGCUGCGGAGAGGAGCUGUGGAGAGUAGGUGGGGAGAGGAGCUGGGGAGAGGAGCUGGGGAGAGAGGUGCCUGUGUACAGGUCGCCCCCCCAUGUUUUACUUUGUGCAUGUAACAUCUGUAGUGUGUGUUGAGUGAGUCUGAAUGAUGCUUGUGGUGAGUACAUUACACAUACAGUGUUUCAUAUGCAGUUUAUAGUUUAAGUAUGGAUUAGCAUUUUCUGUGAUGAAUAUAAUGUUGUUUUUAUUGGUGCAUUCUAAGUACGGCAAACCACUAACAUCCGUUUGGGGAGAACAAAGCAGAUGUUAUUUUUUUACAUUUUAAUACCAAUAAAGGUUGUACGUUUGUAUAGAUAAAUAAAUAUGAAA
Molecule: messenger RNA, 2087 nt
Organism: Eleginops maclovinus (Patagonian blennie)
Lineage: Eukaryota; Metazoa; Chordata; Actinopteri; Perciformes; Eleginopidae
Gene: dusp11
Product: dual specificity phosphatase 11 (RNA/RNP complex 1-interacting)
Exons: 10
Coding region: 254-1459 (401 amino acids)
Biological process (GO): protein dephosphorylation
Molecular function (GO): protein tyrosine/serine/threonine phosphatase activity; polynucleotide 5'-phosphatase activity
Source: RefSeq, a predicted model, not a curated record